AGGAGAUGAGGAGAGCCUGCCGAGCAGGAGACAGUGGGGACCCCGAGAUAAACGUCCCUGCUACAGCCUAAACCAGGGGAACUUUGAUUUGACGCCAAGUAGCCCGCCAUGAAAAAUGACAAUGACGAGAAAUAGCCACGUUUCUUGUGUUCCUUCUCCUUCUCGGGAGGCUUAGGUGCGCCGGGCGUACACGCCACAUAUGAUGUCCUUGGACUCACACGCUCACUGAAGAUUCAUUUAUCCCCGGUUUCAGUCUCCACUGCGCUGAUGCUGCCAGCGCUGAGGUGAAUGCAUGUGAAGGCAGCCUGAGCGCAUUGUUUCCAGCUCCGAUGCAUGUGGGAUUUCCAGUCGUGAUGUCUGCAAUAUUUCGCUCUUUGUUUCUGGUUCUACUCAGCCUGUUGUCGGUGGCUGCCCAGACGGACAUGAAGAAGGUUGUUGGGGACAAUGCCACAUUACCAUGCCGCCACCAGUUCCCGUCGUCCGACUCUCUUGACAUCGAGUGGCUACUGCAGAAACCAAAUUCAAAACAGGGAGUGAUUAUUACCUUCUCCGGAGGCCACGUGUACACCAACGAGCCCGCGGGCAGCGAAGCCAGCCGUCUGUCCUUUGCUGGGGAGUACCUGGGCGGAGAUGCCUCCCUGCUGAUCAGUGACCUGCUGCUGACCGACUCUGGGGAAUACUACUGUAAAGUCAAGGUUGGGGGGAAGUACCAAUGGAGCCAGGUCAACCUCAUCGUCCUGGUCAAGCCCUCCAAGCCGAAGUGCUGGAUGGAUGGCAAGCUCCUGGAGGGCAGUGAUGUCAAGCUCAGCUGUAAAUCCAGCGAUGGUUCGGACCCCAUUAGCUACAAGUGGGAGCGAGUCCUGGACAAAGGCAAGAGUCUGGGAAAGCUGCCAAACCUGGCGCUGAUAGAUCUGAAAAAUCCAGAGAUUGUCACCCUGAGGAAUCUCACCAUGGACAGCACAGGCGUCUACAGGUGCACAGCGAGCAAUGACGUGGGAGAGGAAAACUGCACCAUUGAGGUCACAAUGCAGCAUGUGAGGGAUGUGGGGAUGGUGGCGGGCGCAGUAGUGGGAAUAUCCCUCGGUGUUCUCAUUGUCAUAUUAAUCAUCUGGCUCGUCUUCCGGAAGAAAGAGAAAAAGAAGUACGAGGAGGAGGAGACCCCAAAUGAGAUCAGGGAGGAUGCCGAGGCUCCCAAGGCCAAGCUGGUAAAGCCAAACUCCCUGUCCUCAUCCCGCUCCGGCAGCUCGCGCUCCGGCGCCUCCUCCACCCAGUCCAUGGUGCACAACAGCGCCCAGCGCGGCCACCGUCCCCGUCCUCCUGCCAUAGCAGCUCUCAAGGAAAACGGACAACCACCGGGUUUCCCCCAGUCCCCUACAAGUUACACCACAGUGGGGCACCCCAAGACCUCCGAGCCCCCUACGACUCCCAAAUUCAACUCAAGGAACAUGUCUGGGCCCACACCCCCGACCCUCAUGGUCCCCGCCCAGACCAAGGCCUUUCAGACUGUGUAGGACUGAAAGCCGACCCUUUCUGGCAGCCAUGCGAGACUCCCGGCCCUGCCCAAGUCCCCAGACCCCCCCGCCCCCAAAGACUGAAACUCUUCCCUAAACAAAGAAAUGCAACUAGUUAAAAUGAUAUAAUAAAAAGAAUCAAUACUAUAAGUCCAAAAGUACUUUUAAUGAAUGAAUACUUAAAAAGGGAAAAUAAGACAUGCUUGUCUCCUACUGAAAUACAUAAAACAACAAAACGAAAGAAACAGCAGAGGCCUGAGAUGCAUCAUUGUUUGUGUCUCUUGGCAGAAGGCAGAAUUUAUUUUCUGAGCUCUUUCUUUUGGCUUUGAGAGGCACAGAGAAGCACCGUGUGCAUCGAGGUGGAAGACGCCCCCUAGUAGAGCUUUUAUUUAUUUAUCAAAUCAAAGGGUUAGGCAAGCAGCAGAGAGGAAGACUGGGAAAAGAAAAAACAGUUAGGCAAACUCGAUGGAGUCAUACUUCUGUUUUAACCAUCGGUUUUCCAAGAUGAAUACAAGCAUGUCGUAAAAUGCGGGGGGGGGAAUAAGUUCAAGCGUGCGACUGCGACUUAUAUAUUUAUAUGUUCCAUUUUUAAUUAGAGGUCUGGGGUGUGGGGUGAUUCUCUGAUUCAUCUCCCUCUGCACCUCCGACUGGCUGCUUCCAGCACUUGCUCUGAAACCACAAACCACUUUGCCUCCCGUGGGCAGGGGGUGACUGUGCCCAUCCGUGUGGACAGACAUAGUGCGCGGCAUGUGCAUCAUCUGCCUCAGUGCUCUCGGCCUUUUGUGUUCUCAUAAGGAAGCCACGAGAAACCACAGCGGUCCUGAGGCUGACUCAGCUGGCUCGCAAAGAGUUCAUCUGCUUUACCAAUCAGCAGGGGGGAACUUCAGGUACAAGGAUGUAGCAUUGACAGCGAAGUCAAAUCAGUUCCGCUGUUACCUUCCUGCCACGUCCCGUCCACAUCUGUAGACAUCCUUUUUCUGGUACCAAAUAUCUUCCCUUAAAAAUUAUCUAGUAUUUAUUAGGCAUAUAGCGAUACUUUAACUAUAGGUGUAAGCAUUUAUUAGACCAGCUGGACUUUCCUCUCGUUUGCCUCUGUUCUCCUGCGACUCUUUUCCCUGUGUAGGUUGUAAAAGGGUGACAGAAUCAUCCGAUAUUAAGAAGUGCCACCAAUCCAAAGGUUGGAUUAUUAUUGUUGCUUUUAAUAACACUUGAGUUUCCCCAGUCCAUUUCUGAACUGAAGCCAAAAUCUGUCACCAUGAAUGUGAGAAGUACAAAAGUGGUGGAUUACAUUAUUUUCAUCUCCUUUUAAUGUACUGAAUCAAGCUAAGGCACAAAGAAUUGACCGUGACAUUCAAUUUUACAACACUAUGUCUGAAUGAGCAGAACAAGGAGUGUUAUUCUAGAGUACUCAGUGUCUCGGGUGUGUAUGGUAUCAUUGUCAAUACUCUCCUUGGAUGCAUUUGACCCCCGAUUGCUGUCUCGCCAAAUCAUUUGCUUGGUUAAUAGUCCAGCCAUGUUGUCAGCCAGUUCCCCUUUUGUCAAAUCCUCGGACAGACCCAGUGCAGUUUGAUUGAAAGUAGCUGAAAAAAAGGGCAAGUAGCCUAUCUAGUGUGCCUUUGCAACCCCUCCUCCCUGUGAUGCUUUCUUUCUUUGUCCUUAGCUUCAGCACACCAGUGGUUUCUGUUCAGGUGCAGCUUUGAGGGUCAACAGCGGGGAAAUACUCAGAGGCAAAGCUUCAUAAACUUGCCCUAGUAAUAAGAGAUUUAGCCUAGCGAUGACCAAGCAGAGUGAAUGGUGAGUAAGCAAUCCCAAGCCAUGGGACAAUGUACUGUACAUUCUGUAAUCAGUCUUGUUUUAUAUUGUACAUACAGAUAGAUAUAUGCACAUGAUGUCAUUUAAUUUAAUAAUAAGGGUAUGUGAGGGGAGAUUUCCCCUUGCAAACAAAAGUCUAGUGAGAAACCCAGGCUGAACUUAAACCAUAUGUUUUCUUUUGCACAAAUGCUGUGUUCCAGCUGACAUGCCAAUUCCAAUGUCACUUUCACGUGAUAUAAAAACUUAAUGUGAUCUACAGUAUUAAUGAAGAGAAAGAAAAAGAUGACUUGUCUGAGCCAAGCAAAGUGGCAGAUUUUUAGUGCCCUUUGGAGAACUUGUUAAUGUCAAGCAAUAUCUUCAAAGCUGCACUGUGUUCCAGGAAAACACACUCAUUUUUAUGGUAAAUACUGUAAAUGCAUUAUGAAUACUUUUGACAAACCCUAGCUAAAAUUUAGAUUUUUGUACAAUUUACAGACGAGUGACAAAUUGAAGGAAGAAACAGAGCUCUUGGCGGUACUAUUUAGUUCUGCGGCUACUGUUAAAGAUUAAAA
Molecule: messenger RNA, 3874 nt
Organism: Cololabis saira (Pacific saury)
Lineage: Eukaryota; Metazoa; Chordata; Actinopteri; Beloniformes; Belonidae
Gene: clmpb
Product: CXADR like membrane protein b
Exons: 7
Coding region: 330-1511 (393 amino acids)
Cellular component (GO): cell surface; cytoplasmic microtubule; membrane
Source: RefSeq, a predicted model, not a curated record